Molecule: messenger RNA, 699 nt
Organism: Spea bombifrons (plains spadefoot toad)
Lineage: Eukaryota; Metazoa; Chordata; Amphibia; Anura; Pelobatidae
Gene: DMRTB1
Product: DMRT like family B with proline rich C-terminal 1
Exons: 4
Coding region: 1-699 (232 amino acids)
Biological process (GO): sex differentiation; regulation of transcription by RNA polymerase II
Cellular component (GO): nucleus
Molecular function (GO): DNA-binding transcription factor activity, RNA polymerase II-specific; RNA polymerase II cis-regulatory region sequence-specific DNA binding
Source: RefSeq, a predicted model, not a curated record
AUGUCCCAACCAGCGGCAGGAGACGCGCCGGGGCCGAUCCGAGCUACUCGGACCCCGAAGUGUUCCCGGUGCCGAAAUCACGGGCUGGUGGUGCCGGUCAGGGGCCACUCGGGCCGCUGUGCCUGGAAGAUGUGCACCUGCUCCAAGUGCUCCCUCAUCGCCGAGAGGCACAAGAUCCUCACCGCCGACAAAGAGCUGCGCAAAUCGGGGCCCCGAGGGGACACCCCGGAGGAGAGCGUCCCGGCAGAGGUGGUAACAGGAGAGACGCAUUCAGAGGCAAUGCAAUCGGCAGAGAGGCACCCCGAGACCGGCCCUGCUUUGCUCCCAUUGGAGUCUGCCCCAGGCCCUGAAUAUUUUGAGAGGGAUCCAUCCAAGAUGUAUAUUGGCUGUCCACCCAUGUACCAUUACUCUCCAUUCCCUAUGGGCCUUGCUGUCGCUCCGCCAAGGUUCCAAGGAGCUGCCCCUCCUGCCGGAAUUGCACUUCAGGAUGGAGGAGGGGAAUUCCGACCCGCUUAUUACCAUUCUGUACCCCAGUUUAUUCCACCUGGCUUCGUCCCAGGAUUACACUACCUACCUCCUCCAUUGCCAAUGAGCGUCAACAUCAUGGCUGAGCCCAGUAAGGAUAUGUUAGGCCAAAGCUCCAGAGAGAACCCAAGUUUCAAGCCUACCCAAGAGAGAACCAAGGAACCAAGCACCUAA